This is a messenger RNA of Strongylocentrotus purpuratus (purple sea urchin), 6904 nucleotides long. Its product is annotated as intersectin-1. The record is from RefSeq and is a predicted model, not a curated record. Gene Ontology annotation, biological process: positive regulation of Rho protein signal transduction. Lineage: Eukaryota; Metazoa; Echinodermata; Echinoidea; Camarodonta; Strongylocentrotidae. Bases 143 to 6466 code for a protein of 2107 amino acids. The transcript is spliced from 43 exons. Gene Ontology annotation, molecular function: guanyl-nucleotide exchange factor activity; protein binding; calcium ion binding.
UUUCGCUAUUGCCUAUCAAACUCCAAGAUCGUGACUUUUAUCUUGUCCAGCUAUUAUUAAAGAGGGGGAACUGUCAUUGAACGCAUUGUUUUCUUUAAUAUUACAAUAUACUACUGGUACGUGGAAACUCUACCACCACAGGAUGAUGCAAGGAGGGAGCAUGCAUCAAGGUACCGACUGGAGGAUAACAGCAGACGACAGAGCCAAGCAUGAUAGUCAAUUCAACCAGCUCAAGCCGGUCAAUGGUUUCAUUACUGGUGAUGCUGCAAGAGGUUUCUUCAUGCAGUCAGGGCUGCCACAACAAGUACUAGGUCAUAUAUGGAUGCUGUCUGACAUGAACUCUGAUGGCAAACUUGACAAGCUGGAGUUCUCCAUCGCCAUGUAUCUCAUCAAGAAGAAGCUGAGCAGGGUAGAGCUCCCCAGGACGCUACCAGCGAGUCUCAAGCAAGCUCCAGCCCCUGCAAUGCCUGGCUUCGGUGUUCAACCAAUUGGAAUGGUGAGGCCAAUGCAAGGCUUUGGUGCCAUGCCAGCAGGAGGGAUGCCUGGUGUAGGGGUGAUGCCAGGUGCAGGCAUGCCAGGUGCAGGGGGGAUGCCAGGUGCAGGGAUGCAACCAGGCGGCUUCAACACUCUACCAAACAGACCAACACCUAAUAUGGGAGGUUUUGGAGCAGGUACUGCCCAGCAGAAUGCAAUGGCAAGAGCAGGAACGGUUCAGGGUUCUCCAGAGAGGGCGCGUGCCUCUUCCAUAAAUGCUGACUGGGGUGUACCGCACAACUCGAAGCUCAAGUUCACCCAGAUGUUCAACACACAGGAUAGGACCAGGAGUGGGUUCUUGACGGGGGCUCAGGCCAGGAACAUCCUGGUCCAGUCUGGCCUAGGACAGGCCCAUCUAGCACAGAUCUGGGGCCUCUCUGAUGUGGAUAAUGACGGGAGACUGACUUGCGAGGAGUUCUGUGUGGCCCUUCAUCUCGUUGACAUGGUCAAGACUGGGAAGCCCCUCCCCGCCAAGCUACCCCCUGACCUUGUACCCCCAUCCUACCGGCGAGGCCGCUCCUCUAGCAUAACCUCAUCGGGGACAGGAGGGGCACCCCCUACCCCUGCCCCAGCUCCUGCCAUGCCCACCGCUAGCAUGAUGGCUAGUCUCGGUGGUAUGGGCGGGGCACCCGUGGGUGGUACCAUGCCAUUUGGCGGGGCCUCGUUGGUGGGAGGCGCAAUGAUGGGUGGUGGGGGUGGUGGUGGUGCGAUGCCCGGUGCGAUGCCCGGUGCUAUGCCCGGUGGUAUGCCCGGUGCAAUGCCUGGUGGUAUGCCAGGUCAGGGGGGGUUCGGGGCUCCUCUCUCCCCUGCCCUUGUUCAGCAGCAGAGUGUGGAUGAGCAGCAGCUACCCCUGGAAGAAGAAAAGAAACUAACGCCAGUAUCAUUUGAAGACAGAAAGAGGCAGAACUUUGAGAAGGGUCAGCAAGAACUUGAAAGAAGGAGAGCAGCCUUGAGAGAAGUCCAAGAAAGAGAAAAGGAAAGGCAGAGGGAAAUUGAAAGGCAUGAGCAAGAGAGGAAAGAAAGAAUAAGGUUGGAGCAGGAGAGGCGGAGACAGCUGGAGUUGGAGAGAAUGAUGCAGAAGCAGAGAGAAAUUGAAGCUGAGAGAGAAGCUCAAAGGAUGAAGUUAGAACAGCAGAGAGAGGCCGCGAGGAGAGAGCUGGAGAGGCAGAGGCAAAUGGAGAUCGAGAGACAGAAGAGACAAGAACUGGAAGCCAAGAGGAUCAAAUCACAGGAGGAGGUUUGUCAUCUCAAGGCAACUAGGAAGACGCUAGCGUGUGAGAUUGAGACACUGGAGGACAAGAAGAAUCACCUGAAUAUGAAACUCAGCGAGAGUCAGAACUUUGUAAAAGAACAUCAGACAUCGAUCAUCCUGAUGGGCCAGAACAGGGACGUGAAGGUGGCCGAGAUCGAUCAACUUCAACAGAGAAUACAGGAAGUAAGGCAAUUGAAGCAACAGAGAGCACAGCAGAAAGAAGAACUUCAAGUCCAAGCUAAGAAACUCAAUAUCAACACUCAAGUCUCGGAUACAUACGCAGCAGUGAUGACGAGUUACGACAACAAGCAGAAGACGCUGGUCAGGAUGAGGGCUGCGCUGGAGGAGGUCGAGAGGAAGACUGCAUCUAGUCUGCAGGACACUGACAACAAUCACUCAAAACUUUCUGAAUUGAAAGCAAAUUUGGUCAGAGAGCAGAAUGAGACUGAUCAGUUGCAGAAGCAAUUAAAAGCCAAAAUGACCGACUUCACUAUGAUGAAAAAACGCCUCGAAGACCAGAAGAAGCUUUCACUCGUAAAGCAGAACCAGCAGAAUGAAAAAAUAAGGCACGACGUGAUGCAGAAGAAGAAGGAAGAGGAUGAGAGUAAGAAGAAGUUUGAUGCCAUCAGGCUAGCCCAGCAGCAAGCAGAGAAAGAGAAGGCAGAGUCAGAGAAGAGGAGAAAAGAAGAGGAAGAGAAGAAAAGAAAGGAGAGUGCCAAGAAAGCUGAUCCAUUUGCUGCAUUUAGCUCCGCUGAUAAUGAUCCGUUUACUUCAGCAUUUGACAGCAAUGAAGGCACAAAAACAGAUCCAAGUGACCCCUUCGCUGCAUUUUCAGGUACUGGCUCAGUGCAAUCAACCAAACCAGAUUCGGAGAAGAAAGAUCCCUUCGGAACUUUUGCAGAUUUCUCCACAUCCUCAUUUGACUUUGGUCAACCUUUCAAGCCACAACAAUCGUCCACAACUUCCAGUAGUGCAACAACAACAACAAGCUCUGCCAGUCUUGCCACUUCUUCUUUCACUCCAACACCGCAACCACGAAGGGUAACAGCGCCCUCUACGAAUGCAGCGAUCAAGCAGCCCUCCUCACAGCCGAGUACGCUCACGAUCCAACCCACGGUGGAAGCGGUCGUCGCGUCCCAACCAGAGAAGAAAGAGGAGCCUUCGUCAGCUCGAGAAGCGCCCUCUACAACGAAGCCAGCUCCACUGCCCAAAGACCUCAAGACGGUGCUGUCACAGUACAAAGCCCUUUAUCAAUUUGAUGGAGAAGGACCGGAUGAAUUGUCCAUCAAACCAGGGGACAUCAUCUUGGUUGGUAAGAACCAAGGAGGUGAACCAGGUUGGCUCGGGGGUGAACUUGAAGGAAGGACAGGAUGGUUCCCAGAGAAUUAUGCAGAGAAACUCCCCUCUCCACCCACCACGCCUAGGAAACCAGAAAACAAUGGUGUCAUCGGAAAGACAGAUACACCAAGCUGGUCUAGCUUCGGAGACACAAAGAAGAGUGUUGAGGUGAAGCAGCAGUCUGCUCCUACCCCUGCUGCCGUCUCCGCUGCGAUCUCCACCACAGCAGCCAGCCUGACCUCCUCCGCUCCGGCCGCAUCCUCCAGUCUUACGCCCUCUCCAGCUCCAGCAAAUGCAGCAUCGGCCGCAAAGUCCAGUCCGUCCCCCGCCCCCUCAUCUCAGGAACCGACGACGCCCCACUCCACGCCCGUCUCCGAGAUCGAGUCCGCCCCAGCCCCCUCCUCCAGGUCUGUUGCUUCACUCACCGCUGCAUUCAGUGCCGCUGCGGUGGCCAGCACUGUCCCGCAGGUCAGCAAGCCAAAGCCCAUCGAGAAGGAGCAGGUGGCCAGCACUGACCAGGCCGUAGCAGACGAUCCGGUUUACGAUGUGAUAGGAGAUAACGAUUCCAAAGUCCCGGCAGCUAAUAGUCCCUCAUCUUUCACAAAGGUUGUACCUCAGACAGGAGCCACUCCGUCACCUGUUCCAAAUCAGGGUACGAUACCACCAGCUGGUACCCAGGUGAAGGCCCUGUAUGACUGGGAUGCUAAGAAAGACAACCACCUGUGUUUCAAGGCUGGUGCCACCAUUACUGUUCUGGAGAAGCAGGAUAUGUGGUGGUCUGGAGAGAUAGAUGGCAAGCAGGGCUGGUUCCCCAAAGCCCACGUCCUUGAUGAGUCACAACCAGAGGGCAGAAACCACAAUUUCCGCAAUUCCGCGGACAGCGAUGCCAUCUACGCCAACACUCCCAAACCCCAGCCCGACGAGCCAUUCGCCUUGUAUGCCAACACCCCGAAGGUGACCAAGCAACCGAGCCCCCCACCAACAUCACUGCGGCAACAGGUGCUAAAGGCUCCAGUAGUUGCCGCAACUGUGGCAGCAACACAAGAGAAUAGCGUCCCACAGAAAGGAGAUCCAUCAGGACAGAAACUUGAAGAAUAUGUAGCCCUGUACACCUACUCGUCGGAUGAGCCAAGCGACCUCGCCUUUGAUGCCGGAGAGCGCAUCACGGUCACCAAGAAAGAUGGGGAGUGGUGGACGGGUCAGGUCGGUAGCCGGGAAGGCAUCUUUCCAUCUAACUAUGUGCAGAUGGCCCAGCCUGAGGGAGAGGGGACAUUGUCCACUACCGGUCAGUCUCUUGCUCCAGUGGUUCCGGCCGAUGUGGCAUCAAAGUCUGGAUCUUUAUCUAGGAAACCAGAGAUUGCUAAAGUGCUUGCCUCCUAUGAAGCAACAGGAGCAGAGCAGCUCAGCCUGACCGCAGGACAGCUCAUCAUGGUCAGGAAGAAGAAUGCUAGCGGCUGGUGGGAAGGUGAACUACAGGCUAGGGGUAAGAAACGUCAGAUCGGCUGGUUCCCUGCAAACUAUGUAAAGCUGAUGGAAUCAGCUGGCAAGGUCACUACUCCGGGCGAGACUUCUAAAUCACCCAGUAUCUUGACUCCACCUUCGCAAGCAAACCAGAGACUGACACCAGGCAUUGAUAUGGUAUGCCAAGUCAUCACCAUUUACCAGUACGCCCAGCAGAACGAAGACGAACUCUCCUUCCAGAAAGGCAUGGUCAUCAACGUCCUGAGCAAGGAGGACCCUGAUUGGUGGAGAGGGGAGCUCAACGGCUCCGAGGGCGUCUUCCCGUCCAAUUACGUGCAGGAGCUCGGGGACAGCAAGAGUGCUCCGGCCACGGACUGGACCCAUGAUGUGCAUCUGCUGGAGAGUAUGAGCGAGAUGGAGAAACAUCGACAGAGCAGAAUACAUGAAUUGAUUCAAACAGAACAGGCCUACGUAGAUGACAUGCAGCUGGCAGUUGAGGUGUUCCAGAAACCCAUGUUAGAGUCUCAGAUAAUGACCCCUCAGGAGAUGGCUGCCGUCUUUGUCAAUUGGAAGGAACUCAUUCAGUGCAAUACAAAACUACUCAAAGCUCUUAGGGUGAGGAAGAAGAUGAGUGGUGAGAACCAACCCGUCCAUAUGAUAGGAGAUAUCUUGUGUGAACAGCUCCCUCGCAUGACACCCUACAUCCGUUUCUGCAGCUGUCAGCUGAGUGCAUCCAGCAUGCUUUCAAAGAAGAUUGAAAGUGACCCAGACUUCAAAGAGCAUGUCAAGAAACUAGCCACGGACACCCGGACUAAAGGUAUGCCAGUGAGCAGUUACCUGAUCAAACCCAUGCAGCGUAUUACAAGAUAUCCGCUUCUUACGCAGAAGAUUUUGAAAUACACACCAGAAAUGCAUGCCGACUACGCCAACAUCAAGACGGCAUGUGAGAAAGCAGAGGAGUUAUGUCAACAGGUCAAUGAGGGAGUUAGAGAGAAGGAGAACUCAGACAGACUGGAAUGGCUGCAGAAUCACGUAGACUGCACUGGACUAGCAGAGGAACUGAUUUUCAACUCACUCACUAACUGCCUAGGCCCAAGGAAAUAUCUCCACUCAGGGAAACUCAAUAAGGCAAAGAGUAACAAGGAGCUGUUUGUCUUUCUCUUCAAUGACUUCCUUCUCUUCACUCAACCCAUCAAGUCUGGUCUACCUAUGCCUUUCACAACAACUGAUAACAAGAACGUCAUGGAAUACAAGAUGUACAAGCAUCCUCUAUUCUUGAAUGAAGUGGAGCUGAAGAUUCCCAGUGAUGCAGCAGCAGAUGACUUUAUCUUUCACAUCAAUCACAUAGACAAGGUCUAUGCUCUGAGAUCAGAGAGUAACAACGACAGGAAUCGCUGGAAGGACAGGAUAGAAAAGGCUUCCAAACACUACAUUGAAACUGAGAAGAAGAAAAGAGAAAAACUUCAAAGAGCUCGGUCUCAGAGAAGUAAAGGUGUAGGACGUCUCAUGGUGGUCAUCAUAGAGGGAUACGACUUAAAACCGUCCAAUUCAGUCACAGGUCGCGCUGACCCCUACUGUGAGGUCAGCAUGGGGUCACAGGAGCACAAGACCAAGGUGGUACCUGACAACCUGAACCCAAUCUGGGAUUCCUCCAUGCAGUUCAUAGUGAGAGAUCUGGAGCAGGACGUGCUCUGUAUCACCGUCUAUGAUAGGGACUUCUUCUCCCCCAACGAUUUCUUGGGAAGGACCGAAGUGAGAGUAGCAGACAUCCUGAAAGAGACCCAGGGAAGGGGACCGAUGACCAAGAGCCUCUUACUCCAUGAGGUAUCAACGGGUGAGGUCAAGGUCAAGUUGACCCUUCACCUCUUUGACCAGUCGUGACCUUUGACAUCAGCCGGGGAAAAUAUCCAUGUUAGCCUACCAUGAAAGGUCGGAUGAUUGUCUGCCUUAUACUUUACCGAAAAUGUUAACUCUGUAAGGGAAAUUGUGCAUUUUAUCCUUUUUUUGUUGAUAUUUCAUCAGGUUUUUUUUUUAAGUUUUGACCUUUAGCAUCAGCCUGGGACAAUGCUAGCCUACAAUCAAAGGUCAGAUGAUCAUCUGCCUUAUACUUUACAGAAAAUAUUAACUCUCUAAGGGAGAAUGUGCAGUUUAUCGAGCAUUCUUUAUAGAUACGUCUUUGAUUUUGGUGGCAGAAGCUGCAAACACUCUUGAAAAUGCAUGAAUAGGAUCAGCCUUUGCAACGUAUCAUAUUUUUAUCAAAUGUUUGAGAUCAUCAAGUCCUUUGACUGCAUAGCACAUAAUAAUAAUACUCAGUUUUUA